AUGGACACUGUCAAUGUUCAUGAUGUGGGUAUUGAUACACCCAAAGUGAAAGUUACAAAUAGAUUUCAUUGGGAUCCUCAUACAUUCAAAGUAUUUCUUAAGGAAUGUAUGACCGGGCUAAAAAAUGGGAAUAGAUCGGGUAUUUAUUUCAAUAAGUCUGCAUGCGAAAAUAUAUGUAAGAGGCUUUUGGAACGAACCGGUAAAGAUUUGGAUAGACAUCAAAUGAAAAACAAAUGGGACAUUAUGCUGAAAGAGUUCAAAUAUUAUGACCGUUUAACAAGACUAGAAACGGGAAUUUCAACUGAUCCCGUGAGAAAUAUAAUCUCAGCAUCAAAGGAAUGGUGGGAUGAGAAAAUAAAGGAAGAUAAAGAGGACGGUAGCACUCCGGAUGAUGUACAGUUUGUGGAUAUUACGGAUGGAAAAGAGGAUACUAACGAAGUCCGCUUAUUUGAUGAUGUUGAUCAUUUUCUCACAUAUGAUAGUUCUAGUAAGAAAAGGAGGGGAAAGAAGUUAACUCCCAGGCGUGACAACAAAAGAAAAUUUGAAGGAAAAAAUGACGGAAUAAGUGAAGGAAAAAGUAUGGCAAACUCGUCAUAUGAAGAGAAACUGGACACUGUUUUUGAUGUUUUGUUAACAAGGAGCACUCAGCCCUCAAGACAAACCACACAGUCACCGACAACAGAAGAGUGCAUGGCAAUUGUGUCUACUUUUCCGGGUUUUGAAGAAGGCUCAAUAGGAUAUUUAGAAGCAUUAGACGUCUUUUUAAAGAAGCCAGCUCGUCAGAAUUUUAUGGUUCCAAAGACUAAUGUAACAAAGAUGGAGUUUCUCAAGAGGCUUAUAGAGAAAGAGAAGUAG
Messenger RNA from Lactuca virosa, 855 nucleotides. The record is from the annotation of a GenBank genome assembly. NCBI's taxonomy places the organism in Eukaryota, Viridiplantae, Streptophyta, Magnoliopsida, Asterales, Asteraceae.